CUGACACGGCCGACAAAAACCACUCCGGUUGAUGUGAAAUGAUGACUUAGCUCACAGCGUUACAGGUGACUGGAGAGAGCUGGGAGCGUCUGGGAGCCGGAGGGGCGCAGCACACGGACCUAAAAUACAGAGAGUGCGCUGAUGGAGCCGGUACUGUGAGCUUUAGGUGAAUCCCCAACCUGUGAGUGCAGUCCGGGACCAGCACGUCACCCGAAUGACGGGAUAUGAGACAAUGAAGCAACUAGGGACGGCGGGGAUAAAACGAGUCCAAGUCACGGGAGUGGAAAAGCGCGUGCGAUGACAGGCGACGCAAGGGACAGAGAAGAGGUAAAGCAGAGGAAAGUUAUCUAGCUCAUUAGUAGGGCUCCUCGUGUUGGAUAAGAACACGAAAUAAAAGCCAGAACAGAUGUGCCACGCGUGCGUAAUUCUAUAAAGAAAUCAAGUGGGCAGAAGCCAUUUUUUUCUUUUUUCAAAAGACAAGACCAGAGACAGAAAGGGAGAAAAUCAUGGAGCCGGAGGGGACCACAGAGGGACAAGCCACAAAUAUGGCACAAUCUGCCGCCACCAAACUGUCCCAGAUGAGCGAAAGAACUAAACAAUUGGGCAAUGUAAUCCAAGACCCAGAGCGGCAAAAAAGGAUUAUUCUAGUAAUAGUCUGCAUAGCACUUUUGUUAGACAACAUGCUUUACAUGGUAAUUGUGCCAAUUAUACCCAAUUACCUCGAAGAGCUACAGAAUGCAGCGGAUCGUGCCGCGUCUGUUGUACAGCACAUCAACUCCACUAACAGCACUAUCCACACAAAGGGGAACUUCGACCUACAGAUUGGCUUUUUUUUCGCCUCCAAGGCCAUCCUGCAGCUCCUGGUGAACCCGCUUUCUGGUACUUUUAUAGACCGGGUCGGGUAUGACAUUCCACUCUUCAUCGGUCUCAGUGUCAUGUUUCUCUCCACUCUUACUUUUAGUUUCGCUGAAAACUACGCGACUCUGUUCCUGGCGCGCAGCAUGCAGGGCCUCGGCUCUGCUUUCGCAGACACUUCAGGGAUCGCGCUGAUCGCAGACAAGUUCUCAGAGGACGCGGAGAGGAGCAAAGCGCUAGGUAUCGCCUUGGCUUUCAUUUCUUUUGGAAGUCUUGCGGCGCCCCCCUUUGGAGGGGUCCUAUAUCAGUUCGCUGGGAAGCGGGUGCCUUUCCUGAUUCUGGCCUUGGUCUGUCUAAUUGAUGGUAUAUUGGUCCUGGUUGUGCUGAAACCCUUCUCUAAUCGAGAGAGAGAAAACAUGCCAGUGGGCACUCCCAUAUAUAAACUGAUGAUUGAUCCUUAUAUAGCUGUAGUGGCUGGAGCUCUGAUCAUUUGUAACAUCCCUCUCGCCUUCCUUGAGCCCACUAUCGCUAACUGGAUGGAGGAGACCAUGCAUGCCAGCGAGUGGGAGAUCGGUAUGACAUGGUUCCCUGCCUUCUUCCCUCAUGUCUUAGGUGUAUUUCUCACUGUCAAAUUAGCAGCCAAGUACCCUCAUCUCCAGUGGUUUUACGGGGCUAUAGGGAUGGUGUUCAUAGGCGCAAGCUCCUGCACAGUGCCAGCCUGUAAAAACUUUGGACAGCUCAUGAUGCCGCUGUGCGGAAUCUGUUUUGGCAUCGCCUUCGUGGACACGGCGCUCCUGCCAACACUUGGUUUCCUGGUGGAUGUGCGACAUGUGUCAGUGUAUGGCAGUGUGUACGCCAUCGCAGACAUCUCCUACUGCGUGGCCUAUGCCCUGGGGCCCGUGGCGGCUGGACAGAUAGUGCACGACCUGGGCUUUGUUCAACUCAAUUUAGGUAUGGGUCUCGCCAAUGUACUUUACGCACCGGCGCUUCUUCUGCUGAAGAACGUGACACAGAUGAAGCCUUCCUUCUCCGAGCGAAAUAUGCUCCUGGAGGAUGGCCCAACAGGACUGUAUGAUACAAUUAAGAUGGAACAACGAGAGAAGAAGAGAAAGGGGUUGUGCACAACGAUCGACGAGAACGGAAUCGAAACGUUCGCGCAACGUUCGCUUUCCGAGGAGGAAUCCUCAGGAGGAGAGUAUGCGUAAAAGACCUUUAACUGAGUGUAAAACUAUCAAAGUGCCCAUGUAAAGUUGUGUGCAUCCCGUCUGAUCCAAUCAUUUGCAUAACACGAUUAGGAUUGUGUAACAACAUACAUUAUGUACUGCUUCUGGUGACAACUCCUCCGGGUAUAGUCAAAUCAAAUAGCUUCAAGCCUGUGCAGUAGAAAGGCGCUCGCUGGCGUUUGUUCAUCUUAAAGUGAGAGUAUUGUGAACGAUUUGUUGAGAUAAAUGUCUAUUCAUUAACAGUAUUUAUCACUGUAUCAGAAAAACUGACUCAUAUCGUAUUCAGGGAUUAUGUGUAAAUGUAUUUUAACAAAAGAACACAUGUAAUGUACUGUAUAUGCGUCUUUCAGUGUGACCUGUACUCAUUUUGCCAGAGUUGUGCUGCUAAACUCAAUAUGCAAUACUGUGUGUCAGAUUUAGAAAGAUACAACAGAUGGACGUGAACCGAAACCUGCGUCUUGUUGUCUGUUUAUUUUGUUUUUGGAUGAUGUACUUCUGGAAUGCAUAGCCUCGUUGUAUGAUCUGUACAUACAUGUAUAUUCAUGUACAUAAUUAAAUCAUCAAUAUGUGAA
This is a messenger RNA of Larimichthys crocea (large yellow croaker), 2650 nucleotides long. It is a transcript of the gene slc18a3a, whose product is annotated as solute carrier family 18 member 3a. NCBI's taxonomy places the organism in Eukaryota, Metazoa, Chordata, Actinopteri, Sciaenidae. The transcript has a single exon. Gene Ontology annotation, molecular function: acetylcholine transmembrane transporter activity; xenobiotic transmembrane transporter activity. Gene Ontology annotation, cellular component: AP-1 adaptor complex; membrane; AP-2 adaptor complex. The record is from RefSeq and is a predicted model, not a curated record. Bases 507 to 2060 code for a protein of 517 amino acids. Gene Ontology annotation, biological process: xenobiotic transport; transmembrane transport; chemical synaptic transmission.